Molecule: messenger RNA, 1059 nt
Organism: Colletotrichum costaricense
Lineage: Eukaryota; Fungi; Ascomycota; Sordariomycetes; Glomerellales; Glomerellaceae
Product: methyltransferase domain-containing protein
Exons: 9
Coding region: 1-1059 (352 amino acids)
Molecular function (GO): methyltransferase activity
Source: RefSeq, a predicted model, not a curated record
AUGGCUGAUCAGGCACAGCAGCCGAUAAUAGCUGCGGAACCCGAGAUCGACGAUGGUGCAUCCUCCAUCGAUGGGUCGUCCAUAGACGACUCGCUGGCUUCUCUGAGGUCCAGCAUCCUCGACUACCGCCGAGAAAACGAAUAUCUCCUUCCCAAUGACGAGCGAGAGCAAGACAGACUUGGUAAGCAAGCCGAACGCCGCGUGGGCCUGUUGAGUCAAGCUCAUUUGUUGCCAGAUCUCACCCAUAACCUGUGGCUACUUACAUGGGAUAACAAACUUUGCAACUGCCCCAAGAACGCUGGUGCCAAGCGAGUGCUAGACAUCGGUACUGGGACUGGCGUCUGGGCCCUAGACUACGCGAAAACACAAAAGGCGGUUGCAGUCGUUGACUUUCCCCAGGUGCUUGGUGUUGACCUAAGCCCGAUUCAACCCGGCUUCGUACCUCCAAAUUGCUCAUUUGAGGUUGACGAUGUCGAGAAAGAGUGGCUCUGGUCGGAGCCGUUUGACCUCAUCUUUGUCAGAAACAUGAUUGCGAGCUUUUCUGAUUGGCCGGGAAUGAUCGCCAAGGCCUAUGAGCGUCUCGAGCCAGGCGGUUAUCUUGAGCUUCAGGACAACAUGUUUCCACUCAUGUGUCGAGACGACACGAUGACGGACGACUUCAAGCCCUUCGAGUGGACGAAGUUGGUCAUGGAGGCAGCUGCAACGAUGGGUCGUCCGGUCAACGUCGCUGCCAGCUUCAAGCAGAUGUUGGAGGGCGCAGGCUUUGUCGAUGUCGAGGAGAAGAAGGCCAUCUGGCCUUACAACCCCUGGCCUAAGGACCCGAAGCUCAAGGAGUUAGGCUUGUGGGCUCAAGCAUCUGCCGGCUCGGGAAUUGAAGCAGCCUCUAUGGCUCUCUUCACCCGCGUCCUGAACUGGACUAAGGAGGAGGCGACGGUCUUCAUUGCUGAGGUGAGGAACGAACACAAAAAGAUUGGAGUUCAUGCAUACUACGACGUGUAUGCUGCUUGGGGUCGGAAGCCAGAGAAAAAGGAUGAGGAAGCUGUGACAGUGCCUUCUUGA